Molecule: messenger RNA, 2900 nt
Organism: Sturnus vulgaris (Common starling)
Lineage: Eukaryota; Metazoa; Chordata; Aves; Passeriformes; Sturnidae
Source: RefSeq, a predicted model, not a curated record
CGUUGCUAAGGGCGGCCGCCAUGACAGCGGCGCCGGAGCUCGGGGCUUUCUUCGUCCUCAUCCUCCUCCUCUUUCCGCCGCCGCCGCUCCGGGCAGAAGAGCCCGGAGAUACUCAUGAUGCCGCACGGGUCCGCAGCGCGCCGGCCCCGGUCACGGACGUUGCCAGGCUGUGUGUCUGCGACCUGCUGGUGGCACAGUGUGAUGUCAACUGCUGCUGUGACCCCGACUGCAGCGCCGAGGACUUCAGCCUCUUCACCACCUGCACCGUCCCUGUGGUCAUAGGUGACAGGCGGCUGUGUAGUCAGAAAGCUGCUGUGUAUUCUCUUGAUGUUGAAGCAAAUCCACCAGAAAGGAUAUUUAAAUUAACUGACCAAGUCAAUCCCAGUAUUUUCUGCAUUCAUGCUACAAACUAUAAACAAGCCCUGUACCUCAAAACCCCUGAAAUCCCAACUCCAGAAAAUUUUGAUCAGUUGCUUGAAAAAUAUGGAGGUGCUUCUUUCAGGACUGAGCCUGACAGCUGGGAUUUGGAUACAGAUGUUCAAAAUCCCCCUGAGGCAAAUGAAACUUCCAGAUAUGAGUAUGGGGCUCCUGUGCAGACAGAGGAUGCAUUUCUAAGGCUGCCAAGUCCUGUUGUCUCUUCUUGGUGCUCUGAUGCAAAUCCUGCAGGGUUUUUAGUAAACCAAGCCACAAAAUGCAUUAGAUCAGUAAGUGUGGAAAAAUGUGACAGCAUUCAAGCACUUAGCAUGUUGUUUUAUAUCAACUCCAGCAUUUUGGCAGUGCCCAAAUCAAGUCAGAUGGUGAAUAUUACUGUCCAGUCCAUAGUCGUGCAGUCUGUGAAUGGAAUGAGGACUUUACUGAGCAGCACUGAUGUCCUGAGGCUCCCGAUGGUUUUGGAUGAGCUGUGCAUCAAUGCAGUUCUUGGGGUGAAAUAUCACAUUACCCACACAGACAUGGGAGAAAUAAUAGAAGCAGCUGCUGCUUUUGUCUUGGGGGCAAUUAGCAAAGAAGAACUUUCAAUAGAGCAGAGCUUCGAAAUCAGCUUCACUCAGGAAAAUACACAGCCAGUUGCUCUGAGUGGCAAUCCUGGUUAUGUUGUUGGGCUGCCUGUCAGAGCAGGAUUCCAGCCUCAAGGAUCUGGCAUCAUUCAGAGCAGUAACAAACACAGCCAACUCACCAUUCUGCACAGCACAUCCACCCAGGACUGCCUGGCAGCACAGGGAGCCAGAGCCCCAGUAUUAUUUGGUUAUAACAUGAUAUCAGGCUGUAAGUUACGAAUUACAGCAGCUAUGAAAUGCCAGCCUUUGGCUCAGACCCUCCUUGAUGUGCUGAAGGGCCAAAGCUUCCCUGAGUAUGUGGCCUCAUUUGGGAAUUCUCAAGCCCAGGAUGUGCUUGACUGGGUGCCAAUAACUCAGCUCCACAUCUCAGAACAGAGCUCAUGCCAAAUACCAGUGUCACUGGGAAUAGAAGUGAAGUGGACUAAAUAUGGAUCCCUGGUCAAUCCACAAGCCAGGAUAGUGAAUGUUACAGCCACAAUCACUACCACCACACUGAAGCAGCUUCCCUCAGGAAGGGAAAGGAUUAUUCCUAUAACAAGUUCUGUGGUUUUCACUGACAUUUCUGCACCUGCAGAGCCAAGCUACAAAGCUUGGCCCACCAUUAACAUCAAGUUACCCUUUGACUUUUUCUAUCCUUUUGUCUAAGUUGUAGAUACUGGGCUAAAAUUGGCCAAGAGAGGAAGGGUGAGACCUUGUGAGUGUUCUCAGAAGGUUCAGGGUGAAGAAACCCCCAUGAAGUGGAAAGUACCCAAUUAUAACUCUGCAGAGGACAAAGGUUGCAGUUUGAACUUGCUGGUGGCUCUGGCCCAGUCACAGCCACCACGUGGGACCCAGCCCCAGCCUGCCCAGCAGAGGCAGGAGGGACACACAGGGAAAGCAGGUUCAUUAUCCCAAAACAGCAGAGCUAAAUUGCUAAUUAAACUCAUCAUGUGCUAUUAGAUAAAGCCUCUGCUUUAUCUCCUUGCAUAGAUGAAUAAGCCACAUAUUUCUGGCUAUUUUUCCCACACUACUAAUUAAUUACCUUUUUUAAAAAAAUCUGAACAGUUGAGUUGUGCUUUCAGUGACCCCUCCAGCUGAGUGGGGCUGAAAUCCAUUGGAGACACCUGCUGCAGUCACCAUCUCUCAGAAUUCCCACUUCUUAAACCUCACUUUUGAGCUUUCAAAAAGCCUCUCCACAGGGACACUCUAGUACCUGAAAAAAUUCAAACACCAGCCUGGCCUUUUAGAAUUUGCUUUUUCAUGGCUUUUCUGGAGUCUGACUGUUCCCAGCAGUGCACUCACCUACAUCUGUUCUUACAUAUUACAGUUCUUUUAAUACAUGGAUUUAUGAGAUGUGGAAACAAAGAACUUUGCAGCCCCAUGGGCUGUGAAGGAACAGUGAAAAGGGAAGAAGAGAUGAGGGAAUGCAGAACUGGGAUCUGCUGCUGGAACAAGGCAUUGUUUGAUGUAAGAUGGCACAUGUUUGCCUCUAUUUUGGGGCUGAUUUCUUUGUCAGGGAAAGGAGUGGUGUGUUGGUGUUUCUGAAAUGAAUGUUAUAUAAAUAACAAAGUGGCACAAGCAGCAACAGAAAUGAGGAAACUACCAACAGUAUGAAAAGAAUGGCUGGCAAAGAUUUGUAUUGAUGAUGAACAGGCAGCUGGUGGAGAAGAAAUUACCUUUUCAUCCUGGGUUCUUAUAAUUUGUACUUCAAGUUUGUUGCAAACAAAGAAUGUUAUUACAGAAGAAAAAUAUUUUAAAUAAGUGGUACUUUUCUGGAUGUAUAGCUUGUAAAGAUAUGUCUUUAUUAAGUUAUUUUGCAGUUUUGACUGUACAACUGUACAAGAAAAGAAAAAAAAAUACUGUUUA